Epinephelus fuscoguttatus (brown-marbled grouper) is the source of this 2550-nucleotide messenger RNA. RefSeq names its product syndecan-2-like. The transcript is spliced from 5 exons. Lineage: Eukaryota; Metazoa; Chordata; Actinopteri; Perciformes; Serranidae. Bases 91 to 600 code for a protein of 169 amino acids. Gene Ontology annotation, biological process: cell migration. Gene Ontology annotation, cellular component: membrane; cell surface. The record is from RefSeq and is a predicted model, not a curated record.
GGCAGAGGCUCGAAGUUCAAUCGAAACACCUGCGGAAGACCUGAGAGGAGGAAGAGGAGCAAAUAAACUGGACAGCAGCUCCACUGAAAGAUGAGGAUACCUCUGACAGCCUCGUUAUUAUUAACCCUGGGGUUAAUACAUCCCGUACAUAUGUCGCUUCAUUCCCCUCCUGAGGACUUGGAGGGAUCAGGAUAUGACCUGGAGGGCUCUGGCUCCGGUUCAGGGGACUGGUCGGAACAAGGUGAAGCAAAAACCAUCAAGGAUCAAACCAGCAGCAAAGACGUCAGAAUUUCUGCAGUAAAAGCAGGAGGUGGAAACAAGAACACUCUCCAUCAUUCUUCUGCCCAGAACUUUGACAACAUGCUCAGAGACAGCGGAUCAUUUAUUGUUUUUGAAAACAGCAAGAGUUUCAUGGACAACAAAGAAAUCUUUGCCGCUGUUAUUGCAGGAAGUGUAACAGGGGUGGCUCUUGCUGUUGCACUGGCAGCACUAUUAAUCUACACGUGGCAGAAGAAAGAUAAUGGAGGAUAUGUUCUGGGCAAGCAGAGGGCUUCACACGAAGAUUAUCACAGAUCCAACAGGGAAGGAGUUAUUGUUUAAUUAAGCACCAAUGUUUGUGUUCUAAGGCAGUGGUUCCCAACUGGUGGGUUGCGGUCCAAAAGUGGGUCGCAGGUCCAUUCUGAAUACACCUCAAGUGACUCGUGAACACACUUUAUAUUGAAGUAUAGUGAAUUUCUGGCACAGAGCUUUUAUUUCAAAGCGCCAUUUCCUGCUGUAGAGUGAGUGACUAACAGACAGCUACAUGACAGAGACAGCAAACUAGCUCGAUGACACACAACACAAGUAUGACACUGGAUAUAUUUAACUGUGUGGACCUUGAACUAAUGACUAAGGUGAAAUCUGGACCAGUUGGGAACCACUGUUCUAAGGUGAUGCUGCCAGGCCGUUGUAGAAAUUACACUUAUGCUGGAUUUAUACUUGUGCGUCAGCUCUAUGCAGAACCUAUGCUGUAGCAUUUACAUUUGCGCAGUGGCAUUUCUGUCACCCUGCAGUUACACCUCCAAAACACGUUGGCGGCGAUUUGUGUACUUUACUAUAACUCGCAGGAUUCACAGACAAAGCACAUUUCUGGACACAUUUUCCCCACAAAUACAACAUGCUAAUGUUUUUAGCACAAGCCUAUGGCAUUUUGCAUUGUAUAUAUUAGCCUAGUGACUAGCAACUUUUCCUCUACUCAUAUGAAACCAGGGACAACAGCAACAUUUAACAAAGGUAACAUUACAAAAUUUGGCUCCAUUACAACUCACAAGGUGCAGCAACAAAACAACUGUCUUAUACUAAACAUGUUUUCCAAACAAAUACAACAUGCUAACAUUAUUAGCACAAGCCUAUGGCAUUUUACAUUAUAUAAAUUAGCCUAGCCACUAACAGAGAUUUCCUCUGCUCAUAUGAAGCCAGCAUAAAUCACACACUACAUUUAAAAUGCCAUUUUUGUGGAGGCUUUAUUGUCUUCACAAUUUAUUGUUUCUUAUCUGAAAUUAAAGUAAGGGAAAUGGUUUCAGCUUACAAAAAUAGACAGGAGGUCUGUGUUGCCACGAAAUGUAGUUACAUUUCUGGGCAGGCUACGGCGCAGGUACGGCGUCAAUUUGAUGCACAAGUAUAAAUCCCACUUUAUUCUCGCGCCUAAUUCAAAUGUCUGCAGUUGCUCAUAAUUUAUUUAUUCAUUGUUUAUAAAGAUUUGAGAUUGUUGAGCGUUGUCGUUCACAGGGCUGUAGAGGGUAACACUGAGGUCACAUCCUCUGCAUUUUAAUAGAUAUAUAUUUUUGUUACUGUCUAAUUUUUUGUGGAAAUCAGGUGUAGUCUGCCAAGAUAGUGAUCAGUGACUAAAUGACUUUUAUUUUAAAAUGUAUGUCUGGCUUCAACAGGUGUAUAUAAUUUUAUUUGACAUGAUUGAAAGAAGAUGGUAACAGAUAUAAUAUGUGAUAAAUUAUUGAUGGUGUACACUUUGCUGUGUUAAUGUUUUAAAGUGGCAGCUGUCUUUACUUUUGUGCAUAUAUGUAGCAUCUAAAUGAAAAAAAAAGACCUAGAGUCACUUUACAAGAGCUGUUUUACACAAAAAAUUCUUGAUAGCUGUUUUUCAUGGAAGACACUUGACAUGUCACAGUAAGAAAAGCACAGGUGUAAAUAAUGAGUAACGAAGGCUGAAUUUCAUCCAGCUGCUUCAGUUUCAGGGUCCUGGUGUUUUCACACCAGGGAGAUUCAUUGUCAAUGUCAAACAUGUGCUUUUCCUACUAUGACAAGUCAAAAUGUCUGCUGUGAACAUCUGUCCUUUGUUACACCCAGGUGUAACAGGGCAUUUCAAUGCUGCAUUGAAGAUACAUGACCCCAGUGUUUCUAAAAUCCUGUAUUAAAUAAAAAUGACAAUGAUUACGCUAUGCUGAUAGGCUGCUAUCAUGUGACUUGCAUUAUCUCGUCUAGAUUUGUGCCAUUAAAUGACAAUUACUAUUUUUGUAUUCCAUAAUUGUUAAUAAAUGAGCUUUAUAACAUUAA